Molecule: messenger RNA, 1089 nt
Organism: Aspergillus brunneoviolaceus CBS 621.78
Lineage: Eukaryota; Fungi; Ascomycota; Eurotiomycetes; Eurotiales; Aspergillaceae
Exons: 1
Coding region: 28-1089 (353 amino acids)
Source: RefSeq, a predicted model, not a curated record
ACUGUGCCCCUCGGCCAAUCCCCCAAAAUGCAUUUCCCCCUCAACCUCCUCACCCUAGGAACCCUAGGAACCCUCUCCCUCUCCCUCUCCCUCUUUCUCGGCAGCACCGCCGCCACAACCUUGCACACAAAAUUCCAAUACCGCACGAACGGCACCUGGCUCGAAAACCUGGCCCUGGGGCCAGCCCCCGUCCCCGGAGACCCCAACACCACCCAGACACUCCUCGUAACCCGAAUGGACGUCCCGGAGCUCUGGACAAUCGACAUCUCCACCGGCCAGGGGGAAGUGGUCGCAACCUUCCCCAACGCAACGGCCUGCAUGGGAGUCACCCCGCUCGCGCGCGAGGGGGUCUACGCCGUCGUCGCGGGUAGACUCCAGAUCACGGAUAUCGGACACCCUGUUCCGGGGUCGUGGGGGGUAUACUCUGUCGACCUUUCGGGUGGGUCAGGUGCAGUGUCUGUGCGGAAGAUAGCGGAUGUGCCGGGGGCGGGGUGGUUGAAUGGGAUGACUCUGUUCCCGGCCGGGAGGUCUGGAGGCAAGGGCGAGGGUGGGACGGGGGUCGUGCUGAUGGCCGACUCGGUGAACGGGGUGAUCUGGCAGCUGGACACGCAGACCGGAACGUACGGCGUGGCGCUGAACGAUACGGCGAGUAUGGCGGCGUCGCCGGCGGAUCCGUUGGGGCUGGGCGUGAACGGGGUGCGCGUGUGGCGCGGCUUCGUCUACUACUCGACUGACGCCGUGCAGGCGGUGUUUCGGGUCCCGGUGGGGUGGGAUGAUUCCUUGCAGACCGUGCGAGCGGCGGGCGCGGUGCAGACGGUGGCGGAGAAGGUCGUGGUGGAUGAUUUUGCGGUCGCGGAGGAUGGCGGGUUGUAUUUGAUGGCGGUGGCGGAUAAUCAGGUGGUUAGGGUGACGGCGGAUGGGGGACGGUCGGUGCUGGCCGGGGCGAGGGAUAGUGCCCUGGUGGCGGGGUGUACGUCCGGGGUGGUUUCAGGGGAUGGGCGGCGGUUGUUUGUCACGACGAAUGGGGGGCAUAUCACCCCGCCGAGGGGGGGGGAGGAGCCGGCGAAGCUGGUGGAGAUUGAUUUGUAG